Elaeis guineensis (African oil palm) is the source of this 1719-nucleotide messenger RNA. NCBI's taxonomy places the organism in Eukaryota, Viridiplantae, Streptophyta, Magnoliopsida, Arecales, Arecaceae. The record is from RefSeq and is a predicted model, not a curated record.
AUCUGAUCACAACCAUUGUAUCCUUCCUUCUUGGCCAAUUCCAACUACUUUAGGGUGGUUCAUAAAGAUUUUAUAUAGAUUUUAUAUAUAGAGAAGUCUCCAUCAUUCUCUGAAUCUCUGCACAGCCCCACUUCUAGCUUUUUCCCACCUCUCUUUUACCUGGUAACACCAAAAGAAAAUAUUUAGCCCUCUGCAUCACUGGAUACCUUUCCUCCCUCCAACCAUUGCUAACCUCCCUUCUCUUCUCCUUUUCCAUCAUGUUGUUGGAGAGGACCACAGCCACCUCCCCUCCCCCUCCUCAUAUUCUCUACCACCUUCAUGGCUCUUGAACGCAUUUCCUGCUUUAGCCCCUGAACCCUUUGAGGUCUGUGGUCUCUCUCUCUCUCCCCACAUCUUCUUCGCUUCUUUGGUUCUUCUCCCUCUUAUGCCUGGGGGUUCUUAAAUGCUUUAAGCUCACAUGAGUCAUAUUUAUUUUUCCUUUCCCAUGGACUGUUCUAUCUGAGCUUCUCUACUUCUCUCAAGAUAUUGCUCCACUGUUCCUCCUCUUCUUCCCUACUUCCUCUAGUGUUAGCAAAACAAGGGAAAAAAGGAAUUGUUGGUCUUUUUAACUACUUAGAAAUUAGCUCGAGUUAGCAGGUCUCAAGUUCCAGUGCAGUGCACUACAUUGUGUUCUUCUGUGCUCUCUUCCAUGAAAUCCCUGCUCUUCUAUGCUUGCUUAAUGUUCUCUUCAGAAUGCUUCUUCAUUAGACCUCUAAAGCAUUUGUUCUUCUCUAUUCUUUUCAUCUUGUCUCCUUCUAUCUACGUCAUUCUUCUUUAUUUCCUCUUUCCAAUGCCGGAAUCUUACUUCCCUCUUCGGUGGGAGAGCACUGGGGAUCAGUGGUGGUAUGCCUCUCCUAUCGAUUGGGCUGCGGCCAAUGGCCAUUACGACCUCGUCCGAGAGCUCCUCUAUAUUGAUGCUAACCUCCUCAUCAAGCUCACCUCCCUCCGCCGGAUCCGGCGGCUCGAAACCGUCUGGGACGACGAUGCCCGCUUUGUAGAUGCUGCUAAAUGCCGGUCCUUUGUCGCCCGAAACCUCUUUAUCGAAUGCGAGAAGAAGAACCGGAAGAAUUCACUGAUUCGAGCUGGCUAUGGUGGUUGGCUGCUCUACACUGCAGCCUCAGCAGGGGAUAUUAGCUUUGUUCAAGAGUUGCUUGAGAGAGACAAACUUCUGGUCUUUGGAGAAGGGGAGUAUGGUGUGACUGAUAUAUUUUACGGCGCGGCGAGGAGCAAGAAUUCUGAGGUUUUUAGGCUUCUGUUUGAUUUUGCCGUGUCACCGAGGUGCUUCGUAGGUGCCGGCGGUGGCAGAAAGGCGGUGGAUGGGUCGGAUGCUGGUGUUUCGAUUUUUAGGUGGGAGAUGAUGAACAGAGCUGUUCAUGCUGCUGCUAGAGGAGGGAAUUUGGAUAUCCUGAAAGAGCUUCUUGAUGACUGCUCUGAUGUAUUAGCUUAUAGGGAUGUUCAAGGAUCUACCAUCUUGCAUGCCGCCGCUGGCAGAGGACAAGUUGAGGUGAGACUGCUUCUACUUCAAAAUUUUCAAGUUGAGGGGAUUUCCUCAGUAAUUUUCAGUUUUGAUGGUGGGUCUAGGAUUCUCUGUAUUUUUUUGAUAUGUUGAAGAGAACAGAUUUUGUUUCUGAAAAAGAAGAAUUGUGAGUGAAUGCAUACAAUAAGUGGUUGCUUUCCACU